CGUCGGAUGGAGAUUUUUUUUCCCAUGAAUAAGAGAGAGAAAAAGAGAGAGUGAAUGUAUGUGUGUGUGAAUGUGGGACUCGGCUAAAGAGCCCAGGAACCUGAGAGUGGGAGAACUAAGCACAUGCCACGAGAUCACCCGAGUCAUGGGAUCACUCUUUGAUCCCUCUAUGAAGAAGAAUCUUAUCCAUCACUGUUCAAAAAUCUUAAGCAAGCGAUUGAAAGUAGCUCACAAAUAUGGGCCUUGCUCACCAUUGAAGAAAGAAAAAUCAAAAAUUCCAAGUCUUCACCAGAUUCUCAUCGACGACCAAACCCGAGUCAAUUCCAUCCAUUCCAGAACCUCCAACCAACAGUCACUAGUAGCAGAUUCUACAGCAAAACUACCUGCCAACUCUGGCAAUUCCCUAGGGACUGGAGACUUCGUUGUCAGGCUUGGAUUUGGAACACCUGAGCAAAAUUUCACAGUAAUUUUUGAUACAGGUAGUGAUCUCACUUGGAUCCAAUGCCAACCAUGCGCCACCCAAUGUUAUACCCAACAAGAUCCCUACUUCAACCCUUCUGCAUCAUCCACCUAUUCCAACAUCCCUUGUGACUCCGACGCAUGCUCCCAACUGUCUUCAGCGGGCUACUCACAGUCAUCCUGCACCACCGAUUGCCUCUACCAGGUCACAUAUGGUGACGGAUCCUACUCUCAAGGCAACUUUGCAACCGAUACACUAACACUAUCUUCCUCUGAUGCCUUCACCAAUUUCGAAUUCGGGUGUGGUCAGAACAACCAAGGCACAUUUGGUACUGUAGAUGGAUUACUAGGCCUUGGCCGCAGUCAGAUCUCUAUGAUAUCACAGACUGCUCUAACGUAUGGAGAGCUUUUCUCUUAUUGUCUGCCAUCCACAACCAGCUCCACUGGUUUUCUUGCAUUCGGUACCCAAGCGGGUUCCUCUUCUACUCCUCAAUACACUCCACUACUAACAAAUUCAAACUACCCCUCAUUCUAUUUCCUAAAUAUGACGGGUAUAAGUGUUGGAGGGAAGAAAUUAUCAAUCCCAGAAUCAGUUUUUAUAAUUUCAGGAACCAUUAUAGACUCUGGAACUGUCAUCACUCGUUUGGCACCAACAGCCUAUUCAGCUCUCCGAUCAGCAUUUCGUCAAGCAAUGUCCAAGUAUCCCGCUGCGGCGUCACCGGAUUCACUAUUUGACACUUGCUAUAACUUGUCUGGAUACACUACAAUUACAGUACCAACCAUAGUAUUGCAUUUUGGGGGAGGUACUGACUUGAAUGUCGAUAAGUCUGGGAUUCUAUGUGAAGUAAGCUCAGAUAUAUAUUGUUUGGCUUUUGCUGGAAACAAUGCUGAUACAGAUUUGGAGAUCCUUGGAAAUAUGCAACAGCAAACAUUUGAGGUGGUUUAUAACGUGGCAAAAGAAAAGCUGGGAUUUGGCGCUGGAGCUUGUAGCUAAUGAGAACCAGCCCUUUGUAAUAUAAAGAUGAUAUUAACCAGAAAUCAGAGUGAUUGGUGAAGUAAUAGAAAUAUGAACUAGCAAUAGGAAAUAAAAACAUUCCUUCAAUUUGGUGUUUCUUGCCACUUCCCCUUGUA
Macadamia integrifolia is the source of this 1590-nucleotide messenger RNA. RefSeq names its product aspartyl protease family protein At5g10770-like. The transcript has 2 exons. Lineage: Eukaryota; Viridiplantae; Streptophyta; Magnoliopsida; Proteales; Proteaceae. The coding region runs from base 71 to 1453 and encodes 460 amino acids. Gene Ontology annotation, biological process: proteolysis. The record is from RefSeq and is a predicted model, not a curated record. Gene Ontology annotation, molecular function: aspartic-type endopeptidase activity.